Molecule: messenger RNA, 1497 nt
Organism: Capsella rubella
Lineage: Eukaryota; Viridiplantae; Streptophyta; Magnoliopsida; Brassicales; Brassicaceae
Product: transcription factor AS1
Exons: 2
Coding region: 184-1290 (368 amino acids)
Source: RefSeq, a predicted model, not a curated record
UUUUUCUCCAACUAGAAAAAACACAAAAAAAAAAAAAAAAGUGAAAGAAACCAAGCAAAUCUCUGUGUGUGUGUGUGUGUGUGAUGGAAGUUGCUUUAGAGUUUGGGAUUGUCUUCCUUUUCAAUAUUAUUUGAUGAAGAAGGAUGGUGAGAUGGGAAGAAGUGAUGUCAGGAGGAGUAGGAGAUGAAAGAGAGGCAACGUUGGAGUGGUGAAGAAGAUGCAUUGUUACGUGCUUAUGUUAGACAGUUUGGUCCGAGAGAAUGGCAUCUUGUGUCUGAGCGUAUGAACAGACCUUUGAACCGUGACGCCAAGUCUUGUUUGGAGCGAUGGAAGAAUUAUCUUAAGCCAGGGAUCAAGAAAGGUUCUUUGACUGAGGAAGAGCAGAGGCUUGUCAUCCGUCUUCAGGAGAAACACGGCAACAAGUGGAAGAAGAUUGCUUCGGAGGUUCCCGGGAGGACUGCCAAGCGUUUAGGCAAGUGGUGGGAAGUCUUCAAGGAGAAGCAACAGAGAGAAGAGAAAGAGAGUAACAAGAGAGUUGAGCCUAUUGACGAGAGCAAGUACGAUCGGAUUCUUGAGAGUUUCGCUGAGAAGCUUGUCAAAGAGCGUUCUAACGUUGUCCCUGCUGCUGCUGCCGCCGCUGCCACUGUGGUGAUGGCUAAUUCUAAUGGAGGGUUUCUACAUUCUGAUCAGCAAGUUCAGCCUCCUAACCCGGUGAUCCCUCCUUGGUUAGCUAAUCCUAACAAUGGGAACAAUGUUGUCGUAAGACCUCCAUCCGUGACUUUAACUUUAUCUCCUUCCACCCUGGCUGCAGCCGCACCUCAACCGCCAAUCCCGUGGCUGCAGCAGCAGCAGCCCGAGAGAGCAGAGAGCGGUCCAGGGGGACUUGUGUUAGGGAGUAUGAUGCCGUCUUGUAGCGGGAGUAGCGAGGGUGUGUUCUUGUCAGAGCUUGUGGAAUGUUGUAGAGAGUUGGAGGAAGGGCAUAGAGCUUGGGCGGACCAUAAGAAGGAGGCCGCAUGGAGGCUAAGGCGGCUGGAGCUGCAGCUUGAGUCAGAGAAGACGUGUAGACAAAGGGAGAAGAUGGAGGAGAUUGAGGCUAAGAUGAAAGCUCUGAGGGAAGAGCAGAAGAGCGCAAUGGAGAAGAUCGAAGGAGAGUACAGAGAACAGCUCGUUGGUUUGAGGAGAGACGCUGAGGCCAAAGACCAGAAACUGGCAGAUCAAUGGACCUCUAAACAUAUUAGACUCACCAAAUUUCUUGAACAGAACAUGGGUUGCAGAUUAGACCGCCCUUAAACUGCUUCCUAAGCUCUUUGUUGUCAUGUAAUGUAAGCUUUUUGUUUUGGUUUUCUUUUUUUUCUUUCUUUGAUCAUUUGGUGUCUCCAGUGUUUAGUCAGACUUCUGGGUUCUUUAACUCAGCUUUGUAUUUGUUUCUUGGCUUCUCUCAUCUUACCUUUGUUCCACUUUACCACUUCUGUUUUAUGUAUGGCUUUGUUUUCUCAA